Messenger RNA from Schistosoma turkestanicum, 4825 nucleotides. Lineage: Eukaryota; Metazoa; Platyhelminthes; Trematoda; Strigeidida; Schistosomatidae. The record is from the annotation of a GenBank genome assembly.
AUGACGCUCCGAGCUGGUGCGUCUAAUAUUUCUGUCCGAGCAUGGCGCCGCUACUUCACUCUAUCGUCUAUUGAUUCAGUCAUUGAAUUAAUGCGAGAAGUGUUUAUUAGUUGUGGAGUAGUCUUUUCCGAUGAACAGACUGGCAUGAAAUAUUUGAAAAAUACUACUAUCAAUAACUCUGAGAUAUCUGAUAUUGGGAUUGAUCCCUCUGUUAAAGAACCUAACUUGGCUUUUAUAUCGAUUGUAUUAGGUUACAUAGAAAAUCAUCUUACUUCUAGCACAUCAGAAGACUUUGAUUCCAUAAAGCUAAAAAAUCCUCAUCAUCGCAAACUUGUAUCCAGAAGAAAAGAAACCUUACCUCAUAAUUCUCCUCGUUCACGUUCAUCUUCUUUUACAAAAUCACAAUCACCUUUAUAUGUUCAUCUUGAAACAUCAGAAGAACAACAAUCUGAAGGCCGUAGUGAUCAUUUGGAAUUAAACAACAAGUUAAAUCCAUUUCCUAGAUCAUUAUCAUCAAAUGUAUUUGGACAAGAAACUACUAACCAAUCUCCUGUAUGUCGUCGUCGUACUAGACGAUUUGGUUCAAGUCGUCGUGUUCGUCAACGAAACGAAUCAGAAUUAUCUAUUUCUACACCAAUUACAAUUGAAUCUCCACUCAGUACUACUACUACUACUGCUAAAAAUGAACCAUUACAAAUAUUAACAGAUAUACCAGUUCGAAAAAGACGUCGAUUUUCCGAUAGUACUAUACCAAAUUCAGCUUUUCCAUGUUUAACAUUUGAUGAACUUGAACGUUUGUAUUUAGAUUUCUACAAUCUCAUUGCUAAUUCACCUAAAUUGAAACCUUUUCUCAUAACAGAUACACUGAAUGGUACCAAUGGAACAGAAUCGAAAUAUCAAAAAUCCCAUACUACUACUACGUCAACCAGUAGAACAACAUCAACAAAAAAAUAUGCAUGUCGUACACUUAUUUGUGUUAUAUGUGAAGUUUUAUGGAGUCAAAUGACAGCGAGUCGUUUUAAAGAACGUUUAACGCAUACACAAAGUGUAUAUUCUUUUUUAACAACGGGCAUUCUGGAUAGUUUUGGAUUAGCGUAUACAGUUGUAGCGGCCUGUCAACUCCUCGGUUAUUCUGAUGUAGACCUAGCAUUAUCUGAAGAUCAUGGUUGGGUGGAAUUUGGUCCUCCAGAAUCCCGUCAAACAGCUGAUGUAGCUAGUUGGGUACAAGAGCCGCAUACCUCAACUAGUUCACAUAAUUCAGAAUUGUCAAGUUCCCAUGAUGACUUAGUUCAACCAACGGAACACUCUAGGAUUAGAAAAACAUCAUCAUCUACGGAAGAUGAGCAUAAUCCACCUUCGAUUCGUAUACCACCAUUGGAGCAUUCUUGGCUUUAUGUAAGUGGAUAUCCAGUAGUUUGUCGUCCACGUAUAAUGGCUGUAGCUGCUGCAAUUGCUGCAAUACAACCAGGAGCUUCAUUAUCUGCUGUCACUCAAGCUCCAACUUCGGAACCUUUUGCUUAUGGUACACUUUCACCGAAUCCUUCAGUAUCCUCUAGUGGUGGUGGUGGUGGUGACCUUAUUACACCUACUGGCCUAGUUAAGCAUUUAUCAUCAGCAUCAGUGAUCUCAAUGCAACUAGUCACAUUAAAGCAUCAAUUAUUAUGGUUAUGCUUUGAUGCUGGUUGUCUUGCACGUUAUCCUUUAGGUUUAACUAAUUUAGGCGAUUUAGAAGAUGCAUUUCCUACAAUGGGACGUUUGGCCACAUUUUUAAAUUCAUUACAUUCUACACCGAAAUUAAAUCGACAACUUUCCAAUGAAUUCAAUACUUUGCUGAUAAAUCAUCAUCAUCAUCAUCAUUCCAAUCAUUCCAAUCAUUCAUUGUUUGGAUCACCUUCUUCUACUCCUACUAACACUAAUACUACUAGUAGUACUACGACUACGACUACUACUACUAAUGCUGCUUCCAAUCUCAAUUCACAUAUUAUACAACAAUCGGAUUGGCCAUAUUCACAAUUGCCUGAAACAGUCUCGCUAGCUUUAGCUCUUUAUAAUCGUGCUAUUCUAGUCAAUCAAUAUUAUUAUUCAAAUUAUCAUGUUUAUCCGUACACAUGCUUAGCUGGAUGCUUAUAUAGGCAUGGUGAUAAUCGAGGUGCAUUACGUCAUUGGGCAGAAGCUUCUAAAGUUAUUGGACAUUAUAAUCAUACGUCGGAAGAUUGGGAAAUUUAUCGUGAACUAUUGGAAAUUGCCACUCAUUUAAUGCCACAAAUGUUUCGAUCAGCUAGUGAAAAUUCACAUUUUUGUUCUGAAGGCUUAGUUGAUACUGAUCCUGAUGGAUGCCUGUAUCAACCAGAUAAUAUUUUAGAUGAUCCACAUUGCCUGUCGUAUUUAUUAUCAUUUUAUGAUCAUUUAUGUUUAUGGGAAGAAGGUUCACCGGUACCAGUAUUACAUGUUGGUUGGGUUGAUAAAUUAAUGGUGAAUUUAUCACGUUUCACACAACGUGCACGACGUCAUCUUAGUUUAUCUGUAGCAUGUGAUAAAGAUGAAAAUAAUAAAAAUGAUUUUGUACAUUCACCGGCAUUAACACAUUCCACAUGUAGAUCAAGUCGUUGGACUACAGAAUCCAUUGAUACAACUAUAACAACAACUACAACAAGUGAAACAGGAUUCAUGAAUAUGCACAGUGCAAAACGUACUCGUCGACAUCAUCGUUCCGGUCAAUUGGAUACUACUACUACUACUACUACAUCAUUGAAUAUAUCUACACCGAUUGUCAAUAAAACAACGAACAAUGAUCUUCUUCUCAAGAUCAAUAAUGAUGAAGAUAAUGAUGAUGUAAAUAUUAAACUUGAACAAAUCAAUGAUAUUGAUAUUGAACAGAAUCAUAUUCAAUCACCAUCUUCUACAAUCACUACUAAUCAUGAGAUAACAUGUGAUGAAUUGGCGUCAACCACCAUUACAAAAGUAUCAAAUGAGAAAAAUGAUAUGUUGCAAACUGAUUUAUUAGUCGAAUCAAAUCAAGAUUGUAAACCGUCGUAUCCAAUAAAAUCUUGUCAAACUUCAAUCACAGUGGAAAUAAUACCUGAAGAAUUAUCAUCCAAUACAAGAAUAUCAAUGGAAGAAUCUUAUUCACCGAAUCAUACAAAAUCUACUCCGCCUCCUCCUCCUCCUGCUCCUCCAACUCCAUCAACAUUAUCUACGCAUACCAAUACACUAUUUGAUGAUAUUCUUCAAUCGGAUUCAAUGGAUCCAACAGUAUUAUUGGAUACAGAAGAACAAGAUGGUUCACCAUCACCUCUGAUGGAUUUCCCUAAUCAUGAUGAUUUACUUGCAAGUCUAGUCGAGGCAUGUGAUCAUCGUCUAUUGAAUCCAGCAUUUCUAUGGGGUAUGGAACCACAUUCACCAUUUCUACCAGCAAAUAUUGCUCCAGAAGAAGCAUUGAAUCGGUUAAUGAUAGUAUUAGAAGAGAAUAAAUCUACCAGUACUACUACUAAUACUACUACUAAUGCCACUGUACUACAACAGCACAAUUCAAAUGAUGACACAUGUACUGAAACUAUGAUUCAUCAUCAUCCUCAUCAUCAGCAGCAGCAACAGCAUAUAUUUCCAACACCUCCAAAUUCAGGCAGUUUCACUGGAUCACUCGAAAAUAUUGUACAUGAAGAAUCAACUCCUCCUCCUCCUCCUCCUCCUCCUACUACUACUACUGUAUUAUCAUCUCAUACAACUGUGUGUUGUAGAUCACCACCUUCUCAAGCUGCUGAUGCUGCUGCCGUAACAACAACGCAUGAAAUAGACAAGGUAACACAACCGCCGCCGCCAACAGCAACAACAAUCAUGACAACAGAAUCAGAUAGUCAACAACAACACUCAAAAAUCAAUGUUCUACUGUCAACAACAGAAGAGCAUACAUUAUUUUCGAAUCAUUUCGACAUGGUCGAUGAUGUUUGUAACAAUAGUCAUGAUAAUAAUAAUGCUGUUGUUUCUUCGGAUGAUUUCGAUUUGUUAGCUAAUAUUCCUAAUGAAUUAAUGGAUUCUGUUGCCAGUCUUGUGGUGGGCACUGAUCAUCAUCAUCAUCAGCAGCAGCCACAGCAACACCAGCAACAACAACAACAAAUUGAUCAUCAAAUCAAUUCACCUACUACUACUUCAACAGAUUUUUUCAAUUUAUUCUUAGAAUCAGAAAAUAGUUUUGAUAAAACAUUAUGUAAUCAUCAUCCUGAUCAUCAUCGUGGUGAUGAUGACGAUGAUGAUGAUGACAGUAGUAGUAAUAAUAAUAACGAUGAUGAUAUAAUUACUCAAUUAUCUACAAAUUAUCGUCCAAUGAAAACAAUGCAAGAAUUAACUGUACAUUUAUCAUUGUAUUCAGUGAAAAUGGCUUCAAUUAUUGAAUUGUUACGUGCACCACGAUUGAAUUCUUCAGCAAUUAAACUAGCUUUAACAGCACAAAGUCAAGUAUGUGUACGUCGAUCGACAAGUAGUAGUGUACAUUCGAAUUAUUUUUAAUUGAACCUUGAACGGACAGUUGGACGGAUGUAUGUUAUGUUAUGUUUUAUGUAUAGUUUGAAUCAUUGAACAUCAUUGUGUAUGAUAUUGUUUAUGUAGUAUGUACAGUGUUCGUUUAUUCAUCUUUGUUUUCUCUCUCCUUGUAAUUUAUUUCUGUUUCAAAUUGUACACACACACACAGCCUUGUUGGUUGUGUGUGUGUGUGUGUUUUUUUUUCUCAAACUCCUUAAUGUGUGUCAUCAAGAAACUAGAUUGUUUGUAAUACCUCUUUGUUAAUUUGAUCAAGUUAGACAUGAACACUGUUAGAUACCGGCUCAGUGGU